Molecule: messenger RNA, 5325 nt
Organism: Mercenaria mercenaria
Lineage: Eukaryota; Metazoa; Mollusca; Bivalvia; Venerida; Veneridae
Product: interferon-induced very large GTPase 1-like
Exons: 2
Coding region: 1-5325 (1774 amino acids)
Molecular function (GO): GTP binding
Source: RefSeq, a predicted model, not a curated record
AUGGUAAGAGAUGCAAAGCUUAUACUAAAACCAUCAAAGUGUCUCAUAGGAUAUGAUAAUAUUUCAUUCACUGGGCAUAAGGUCGGAAAUGAUCAGCUGGAGAUGAAAGAUGAUAAAUUAGAGCGCAUAAAGAAUGCAGAAGAACCUAAGAUUAAGAGACAAGUACGGAGUUUCCUUGGCCUAUGUGGUUAUUAUAGAAAAUUUAUAGCAUCUUACUCCGAAGUUGCAGCACCACUGACCGACUUAAUCAAGAAAGGGAAACCUAAUACUGUAAUAUGGGAAGAACAACAUGCCAAAGCUUUUCAUACUUUGAAAACCUUGCUUACACAAUCACCUAUUUUACGGUUACCAGACUUUUCACGACCUUUUAUAUUACAGUGUGAUGCUUCAGAUACUGGGGUUGGAGCAGCACUUCUUCAGAGGUAUGAAGAUGGACAAUUUCCCAUAGCAUAUGCCAAGCCCAAUGAAACUGAAAGUAUGGUUUUUGGAAAAGUAAUACGGAAACUUGGUCUCACAAACAAGUACCCAGCAAAAAUAUCUAUUAGAGAUGUUAUAACAGUUGAUCCAAUGGAAUCUACUGAUUACGAAAAAAGGCGUAUUUCUCUGGUUGACGUUCCUUGGUUAUUACUUAAACGAUUGAUAUGUGCCCACAGUGAAACCAGGGAUAUAACAGUCUCAGAUGAAGAUAGCACUGACAACAGUAUGGAUUUAGAUAAUGCUAUGUCAUUUAUUGCGGACAUACCUGAGGAAAGUGAAGACAUAAGUCCCUUAGAUAUAUUUACAGUUGUUUUUCAAUGUUGUGACCCAUUCAUGAAGCAAAUAUUCUUUCAAAAAUUAUAUCUUUGUAAAAUUGCUGUACCUUUCCUUUACAAACAUUUGAAAACAAACAAAAUCCAGCCAAUGCUAUCUGUCUGGCCGUUGCGAUCAUUAGCUGUAGAAAAUACAACAUCAGGAAGCAAGAGUGGGUUACAAAGUAUAGAAGUCGAUGUUUUUGAGCUCCCAACAAAAGUGCUAGCUUUUGCAAGGUUUGGCCGCCCCCAUUAUUCAAAAUCAAAAUUGAUCAAUAGUUUAUUAACUAAUCAAGGCUGCAAAACAUAUUUUAACAUUGACUGUCCUUCUGGAAUGACACCACGAUAUUUAAGUAAUGGACAAAUUGAAAUGUUUUGGUUGCCAACAAUUGGGGACAAAAAAGACAGGUUUAAAGAUGCUAUGACCUUUCUUAAUAUGAGGGGAGAUAUUAAUGAACACUUUACGGUAGAUAUUCUUUCAUUUAUUGCAAACUUUGCAGAUGCUGUUGUAAUAAUCAUUGACUUAAAAUCUGUUUUGAAACAGGGAAAAGACGUUAAAAAAGUCAUUCUGAACUUUUCUUCGGUAAUAUUGAUUAUAGCAAAUCCUCUCAAACCAGACGUUGUAAAAACAAUACAGGGUUUUCAAAGAGAAAUACUUGCGACAAAUCCUGGAAUAAGUCUUCGCGUAUUAAGCACACACAGGGGUGUUGUACAACAAAAUGUCGUUGACAUGGUCGCAAGUAUUUCUAAACAUAUAACAAGUCAGCUUAGGUUUAAUGAAACAAGAUCGUAUCAAGAGCGUUUGGCAGGUGUAAAGUUAGUCACAAUAAAAUCUGAUGAAGACAAUAGACCUUGUCAACAAGGAAAGGUGGAAGCUGAGAAAUUGAUAAAACAAAUGAAAGGUUGCGGUAAAUCCAGUCGUUGGAAACAAGUCUUGACACCAGUUCACAGUACAUAUUCGCAGCAGUUAGGCAAAUUGAUAAAGGAACGCGAAAGAGAGAGAAACUUUAAAGAAUGCGUCUGUAUUUAUAAAAAAUUGAAGGAAAUUCGACAAAAACAGACUCAAUCAAUAACUAAAACUGUUAAACUCUUUAUUGAUAUUCUCACAAAAAAUGAAGAGACUCACGAAAUACUUAAUUUUUUUCUGAGUUGGCUUCACUUUCAUAUUGAGAGAGAAAAACAACAAAUAUUACCUCAAUUAAUGAAUCAAAACCGCUGCGCUUGGGAAAAACUGAAAAUGCUUAAAAGCAUGGGAAACAAGGACCUUCCCAAAAUUGAAAAACAGGAAAGCCUUAUCACAGAGCUAGAACAAAAGAUAGAUGGAGCAUCUUUUUCUGUGGAGCAUUUUUUUCGUGAAAUAGGUCAUAUAAAUGAGGCGAUUUUAGAACUUCAAGAAAAUUCCACAAACAUUGGAUCACUACCAUUACGUCGUAUUGCAAGUAUUAUGGGCCGCCUUGUUGCUAACGGACAUCAGUUAGAACUGAUUGAUGGAGAGAGCUUUUAUAUGCCCUUUCUUUGGACAAAGACUGUAUUGCAGAAGGUAGAUAAAUGUAUUCAUUCUGGAAAAGUAAUGGCACUCAGCGUUUUAGGUCUACAAAGUUCCGGAAAAUCAACACUUUUGAACACGAUGUUUGGAUCUCAAUUUGCAACGAGAACCGGCAGGUGUACAAGGGGUAUUCAUGUUCAACUUAUUCCCUCCACAACUGCAAGCUUUAAAGGGACAUCGUCAGAAUUCAAUUACGUUCUUGUUGUUGACACAGAGGGACUGAGAUCACCAGAGCUCAGUCAUGUUCAACAUGAGCAUGACAAUGAGUUAGCCACUGUAAUUACAGGUAUAGGUGACAUCACAAUGUUGAACAUAAUGGGAGAAAAUACAAGUGAAAUACGAGAUAUUUUGCAAGUAAUUGUCCAUGCUUUUCUGCGACUGAAAAUGACAAACAAGAAGUUAGAUAUACGGAAAGGUUGUGCAUUUAUUCAUCAGAAUGUAACCGAUACUUCUGCAUCUGAAAAUAUGAUAAGUGGUUUGAGUAAAUUAAUGCAGACCCUAGAUGAAAUGACAACGGAAUCAGCGAAAAGUGAAGGUAUUCUUGAAAUCACUACAUUUAAUCAAGUUAUUGAAUUUGAUAUAAAUUCGCAAGUCUGGUACCUUAAAAAUCUCUGGCAAGGAAAUCCACCUGUGGCUAGAGUGAAUAAUGAAUACAGUGAACGGGUUGUAGAUAUGAAAUGCAAAAUUCUGCAAAAGGCUUUGACCAUGAAAGACAAAUCCUACAAGUCUUUAAGUGAUAUCGUGGAGCAAGCGCACAGUUUAUGGAAAGGUGUUCUAAAUGAAGAUUUUGUAUUUUCCUUUAGAAAUAGCCUCGAAAUAAGGGCGUACAUGGAAAUGGAAAGAGUUGUCCAAGACCAAUUAUGGCACCUUGAAAGUUUUGUUCGUGACGAAUUGAUUAAAAUAUCACAGAGUUGUUUCGCAAAUUGUGACCAGAAAGAUUAUAUACGAAUUGUAGCUGAUAAACUUAUCAAUGAUUUGAAUGAUGUUCUUGAAGAAGAAAAAUCUAAGACUGAGGAAGUAAUUAAGACAUACUUCGAAAAAAACAAAUACAAAGACAUUAUUAUUCAAUGGAAAAACAGUCAGCAACAUCGUAUUGACAGCCUUUGUCAAAAAUUAGAACAAAUCAUUAAAGAGAGAAUAGAAAAGAGUCAAGCGAAAAGAUCUGUAGAAAUCCUGACUGUUGCUAGCCAUGAAAAACAUGAAGAAAAACUUCGGAAAAAAUCGAUGGAAGUUGCAAAUACCUACAAAGGUCAGCAGUUAACCAAGGAACGAAUUAAUGAACUUUUUGAUGACAUUUGGCAAUCUUUUAUUACUAAGAUAUACACUACAUCUUCUAUGUCAGAGAAGAAUAGAAAAGAAAUGAAAAUCAUAUUUGAAACGUUUCUCAAAAAUGAAUUUAUGAAACAUCAUGCGUUGUUAAAGAAUGCUUUGAUACAGAGUAACUAUUUGACACCAAUACCAAAUUUGAAAAAGCUUGGUGGUUCAUUUAAUCGCACUGGUAUUGAUGGUAAUGACAUUAGUUUUACGUGGUUUCAAAAAGGAAAAGAAUACGUUGGGGCAUCUGAUACUAUGAAUCAUGUCACAGCCAGGGUAAAUCAAAUAUUUGAAGCUAUUGACAAGAAAAUAGAUUUACUUUGUCAGGUGAACGAUGAAAUUACAGAGAUGGCUGUAAAUAAAUUAAUGCAUGAACUAAACACAAGUAUACAUGACAUUUUGACAGGAAAAACGAAAUAUGAUUUCAAGAUUCCAUUUUACGUUAAAAUAUAUGUACAUGUUAGCAGGCAGGCUCAUCAUGUUUUUCAGACGCACAAUGAUGAAUAUUUUGAAACUCAAGGUACUGUUGCACUCCUUGAACAAUAUAAGCAACAACAAAAAAUCAGUUUUGAAGCUCAUUUAAGUAGCCGUCAGUCCGAGGAUAUUGUAGCGAAACUGUUUAGUCAUGUUAUUGAGGGCUUUGCUGAGGAAUGGACAUCACAAAGUUUACCAAAUAAAGUUACCGAUGAACUACACAGUCACCUCCCGUCGGUUAAAAAUAGGGUGAUAGUUGAAAUAUGUACUGACCUUUUGGAAAAAGAUCACUUUCAUGAGUUCAUACGGUAUGUACAAGCCCCGAAGGAAUAUGCUUGCUUGUGGAUAACUGAAAAGGCUAAUUAUCAUCUUUUUAGCAGAGAAACAAGAGCGUAUGCAAGUAUUGCCACUUCGUUAUUAAAUAAGCUUUUUAAUACUGUUGAAACGUGCGUUCGUGAAUUACGGAACAGUUUCUCCGGAAAAGAACACCCGUCUAUUGAAACAUGGAUUAAUUCUCUUCAACUGUCAUUGAAAAAGUGGAGUUUUUCUAUUCCGCCUGAGAGUUUCCGGAAUGUGAAGCAAGAAAUUCAACAUAUUCAAAACGUAGAAUACCUUACGGAUGAAAUUUUAGCUAAUUUAAUGGAAUCAAGGGAUAAGAUAAAUUACAAGUUUAGUCAACAUGGAAGUGGCUCUGUAAAAUGGUCAAAUUCGAAUCCUGUAGAUAGAAUUAUAAACAAAAUAUGGGGCUGUCCAGAAAAGUGUCCUUUCUGUGGAGAACCAUGUGCCAAGAAUGAAGACCAUAGUGGAUCUAUGCAUUACAGUAUACAACAUAGACCGUCAUGUUGCAGGGGUAUUCGACAUUCUGGUUCGAACAAGGGAUGUUUAGAAUCAUGCGAAUUCGACAUUCAGUCAAACACGACACAUAGAUGUGGAGUCUUUAAUUACAUAUGCAAUGACGGAACCCGUGAAGCAUGUGGUAAAACACAUUAUUAUCGAGACUACAAAAUGUAUUUGCCUCAGUGGGAUAUUGCUCCAAGUUCCAAUAUGCACGACUCUUCUAAAUUUUGGAUGUGGUUCGUUGCGAGAUAUCAAGAUGAGUUACACCAUUACCAUAAGUACGAUGUUGAUAACAUUCCAUCUUCGUGGUACGAAAUCACAAAAACCCAGGCCAAAGAAAGUCUACUAAAAACAUAUUCUGCUUAA